CCAGCACGUGAAAAAAGCGCCUACAGUUUACUGUGGGAUCAGGACAAAAAGGAGCGACACACUUCAGCACAGACGUGCGGCAGAAGUAAUCCCUCCAUAAAGCGGACUCAGCACAGCAGCAGAGAAACAGACGGAAGUGGAACAGUUUGAAUGUUUUCUUCUCUCCUGACAUCCGUGGAGCGCAGGAGCGGGGGAGACGCCGGUGCGCUCCGCGAUGUCAGCCGCUGUUAAUGAUAGGGAUGGGAAGAGGAGAGGGUGCUUCGUUUGCAGACGUCGCCUCGCAUGUUUGUGUAACGGACAAUUAAUUGUUACCUGAAGAUAACUGGGCAGCACUUGUGGAAAGGGAAGUGCGAGGAGUGUUUUGGUGCCAGCUUUAGAAAAGCUGCUGGGAGCAGCCGGUGGAUGUGGCACCAUGGGGAUAAAGACAAGACUCCAAGCCAUGCUGAUGUUAUUGUGGAUCAUUCAAGGUGACACAAAGAAGGUGGAGUUCCCCAGAAAAGAGAUGGAGGUGGUACAAGGCCAGAUGGUGGUGUUACAAGCGUGGUACAGCCCCAGCGCAGACAUUUCCAAAAACUCUGUCAUUUGGUACUUCUCUGGGAACGAGUCCAAGCAGGUGAUAAACUUUAGCUCAGGUGAGGUCGGACACGGUCAGAACGAGUUCACAAAAAGAGUGGGCUUCAGUGUGGCCAUGCCCUCGACCAACCUCUCCAUCUACAUCAAUAACACCCAGGAAUCCGACUCUGGUCGCUACACGUGUAUUGUCAUCAUCCCCGGAGCUCCUGGCAUUUCUGGGGAGAUGAGCCUUAAUGUCAAAGUCCCUCCUUCUCCCCCAGUGUGCACCAUGACAGGGAACCCAGUGAUGAAGGGCAAUGUGACUCUGAGCUGUAAGUCCAGUCAUGGAAAGCCUGUCCCUCAGUACAAAUGGACCAAGGCUGCACCCAUGUCUGAGGUCUUCUUCUCUCCAAUGCAGAAUGAGAGACACGGUACCCUCAGGCUGAGCAACCUCACUAAAAGCAUGUCAGGGAAGUACAUCUGUCGAGCCAGCAACACCGCCGGCUCCGACAGCUGCUCCAUUAACCUGGAGGUUUUCACCUCUUCCAACGCAGGUGUGAUUACAGCAGCUACUCUGGGGUCAGUGGUGGGACUGGUGGCCAUGGUGCUGUUUCUCAUAUUCAUACUGAGGAGGAGAGGGGACACAGAGGAGGAGAUAGCCAAUGAAAUCAAGGAGGACGCUCAGGCACCAAAGCGAGUGUCAUGGGCAAAGAGCAACACAGGCUCAGAUGGUAUGUCCAAGAAUGGCACGUUAUCCUCCAUAGCCACCAGCCCUCAACCACGAGACCCCCAUCAGCCCAACUUCCACUAUCCGUACUCCCCGAUAUCAGCUUCAGACGCGAGCUCAGUGAUCAACGCCUACCAGCUGCGCCCUGGAGAAGCCAAUACCUUACAAGGGCUUCCUGGCUACAACAUCGGAGGCACGCCGUCGGGUAAACAUAGGCGGCCUCCGAGUGCAAACGGGGCUCCUUCGCAGGUUCUCAGGAGCCCUGCGGUCACCAACCCCAAAAGAACUGAGGGGGCGCAGCCUCAGAUUGCACCUCCACUCACUGUGUCCCCACAAGUUAGUUCCUCCACUCUGACACGCAUGGGAGCUGUUGCUGUCAUGGUGCCUGCUCAAAGCCAGGCUGGAUCACUGGUGUAACGGCGUGGGAAGCAAAGGACAGAGAAUCCCUCGCAGUGAAGCGCCCUUUCUCGGUGAAGGCCUGAUAGGUUGAGAGAGAAGGAAAAACACAUGCUUCACUGGAACAAACUCUUCCUUCGGUUUGUUGACGAACCAGUGCAGCGUUCUUCAUUUCAGUUUUCUUUUAAAUGCUGCGAUCAGGCUCAUUAAAGAGAAAUAUAUUUUUAUUUCCAUGCUUAGAACGAAAAGAAGUGUUGAUUUUACGUAGCAGCAUACAGUGAUAUUGUAAACCGUAGCAAGCAGGAUGGUUUACUUGCAAUUGUCGUGCAAUGUUUUGGCUACAUUUCUAUGAUUUCUACAACUUCAUUGUAAAGAGAUUUUUCUAAUUUCAUUUUUAUGUUAUUUUACCUGGAUGUGUAAAGUUCACUUUUCUCAGGCUAACUGCACUCGUUCAGAGCAAAAACACACAAUUCAGACACUGAAAAUAGUUUCUAGAGUUUCACAUUUCUGGCCCACAUUCAUGUUCACAUCAAGAAACAGUUUCAGUGUGGGUUGAAGACUGAUAAGGACUCAAAACUUGAUGAUUUUGCUUGUUAUGGUAGCUGGAAUGUAACCAAAGUAGUGAGUAUAAGUGUUAAAGGCGAUGGUUUCUGACUAUUUUGCUUAAAAUUGUUGAGUAUAACAAGCUUACUGCAAACAUAUGGCAGAGCCAGUAGUGGAGACCGCUCAAGAAAGCGUCCAUCUUCGAUAUCUGACCAAUGUUUUCUGCUUGUUUGUUUUCAUGAUUUCAAUUACACUGAACUCUGGAGAUAACGAUGCAGUGAUGUUCUGAUGUUGAAAUGCUACAUGUAGCACUUUUAAUGCAGUUCUGACUGUUGAUGGAAUUUUGUUUUUCAAUAAAAUGUUCUGCAGUAUUUGACUAAAUAUUGAUCAGUUCCAUAUUUAAUGGAAACAAAAACCUAAAGGUGCUAAACUGCAAAUGAAGUCCAAUUUAAGAAAGCUUUAUUUGGAGUGUAACAUUUCAUUAUAUAACCUUCACAGCACCUGUGACAUAUUUCUGUAAUUCUGCAAAAAGCAAAGAAAAGGAUGAAAUACAGUAAAAUUGCAAUAAUCAUGAAUAUACAUAAGGAUUGAAAGACCACUUUAGGGACAGUGAUGCUGGGAUUUUAUGAACUGUUACUUUUUCUUAUUACUUUUUCCUCUGUCAUCUCUCCGUCGCUGGUGGAUGAGUUUAAUUACCUGGGGUAAACCCUUCAAAGCAACAGACGGAGUGCCAGCAGGGUGGAGCAGUUGGAGACGAGUGUCAAGGGUGAUUUGUGACAGAAGGAUUGAAAAAACUACACUGAAGUUGGUUGUGCUAACUUACAUUACAUCUGAUGUGGCGUACACAUUCAAACAUGAAGUCUAAAGGGUUUAUUUAUGACAAUGAUGCUGAUUUGCGAGGGUUAUUAGAUGGAGGGUGGGUGGAUGAACAUACACUCAAGUGAGGAAACAUUCAUUGAAACUAUGAUGUGCAGGGCAGCACCAGUCAUACUGUAACAAACCAGAUAUGAAGACCAUAACAACAUGGUCAGUUUAAAUCCAGAGGACGAGCUUUAUCACGACUCCGACAGCAGAUUUCGGGAAAUGAUCAUCCUCAUCACUUCAUUGGUUCCU
This is a messenger RNA of Pundamilia nyererei, 3331 nucleotides long. RefSeq names its product endothelial cell adhesion molecule b (gene esamb). The record is from RefSeq and is a predicted model, not a curated record. Gene Ontology annotation, biological process: homophilic cell-cell adhesion. Gene Ontology annotation, cellular component: plasma membrane; adherens junction. The coding region runs from base 413 to 1696 and encodes 427 amino acids. Gene Ontology annotation, molecular function: cell-cell adhesion mediator activity. The transcript has 7 exons. Lineage: Eukaryota; Metazoa; Chordata; Actinopteri; Cichliformes; Cichlidae.